Molecule: messenger RNA, 1371 nt
Organism: Stylophora pistillata
Lineage: Eukaryota; Metazoa; Cnidaria; Anthozoa; Scleractinia; Pocilloporidae
Product: cyclin-Q
Biological process (GO): regulation of transcription by RNA polymerase II
Molecular function (GO): cyclin-dependent protein serine/threonine kinase regulator activity
Source: RefSeq, a predicted model, not a curated record
AAUGGUGGACUUGUCGGACUUGUCGGAUUCGUUCAUUGAGAAAAGGUGAAAAGAGAUGUGAUCAAGCAAACUGACAAAAUACAAAAAUCUACCGGAAUCGGUACACAAUGGAUCACAAAGUAGCUGCAACAAGCAAGAACUUAGAUGUAGACAAGCUAGAUUGCGAGGAAAAGGUUAAAAGUGGUCCCAACGUGAAGGUAGUGAAGAGUAAGACAACACACAAAAAUGACACGAACAUCACAAAAUUUAUCAUGAAGGCGGGCCAUAGACUAAAGCUGCCCCCAGUGACUUGUGCUUCUGCUUGUGUUCUAUAUCAUCGUCUACACAAGCAGUAUUUUCAGAGUGAACAUGAUCCAAAUCUUGUUGCCACUGCUGCUUUGUAUUUAGCGUCCAAAAUUGAGGAAUCCCCAUGCAAAUUACGCGAUGUGAUAAAUGUAUCCUACAGGUUAUUACACAACGAUAGACCCCCGCUGGAGGUGGGGUCUCUGUAUUGGGAACUUCAUGACAGUGUGGCUAAUUGUGAGUUGAUGAUAUUACGAGCUCUUCAGUUUCAAGUCACUUUUGACAGUCCGCACAAGGUAGUAGGGCGUAAAAUGUUUUCUUAUUUUUAAUCCAUGUUAGGGUUUAUUCUAAAAUGAGCCGAAGAAGGCCCAGUGGGUUCCCCUUACUUUAAUUUUUGGUGGCCCUCUUUUAAAAAAGGGGACCCAAGAGGGGCCAAGGAAUCCCCAAAGGUGCUUGAACAUAUUUGACAUGUAUAGUGUGGUCAGUGAGGAUGGUAAGAGAAGAAAGCCAAUUUUGACAGCAAGAGGCUAGAAAGGUAUCAUAUGAAUUUUGUUGUAAUUUAUGUUUUCAAAUCACUGCCUGGGUAUCAGGGGUUGUAAAAGAACCCCCACACUUCUUCAAAGAGAAGGUAAAGUAGCUCCAGGUAUUUUGAUUCUGAUAUUGGAGGCACUUGCAAAAAUUUCAUUGAGAAAAAAUUGUAAAUUGCUCAAAGUCCCCUGUAAAGUGUUGAAAAUUAACUCAGAAUAGCUUGCAAAGAGGAGAGGUAUUAAAACGUUUACAUUUGAUAACAGCUGCUCAAAUACCUACAAUAUAGUACCUGAAACACCUUAUUUGUGGGCACAAUAUUUUGCACCCUGUCUGAUGGUCAGACGUGAGUUUUAUUUGGCAUACCGAUAUUUUUUCAAAUUGAGGAAAUCUUGCUAAGCUGCUCUCUAGGAGAAACCUAACAUCUAAAGUUUUAACAUUAUUUACUGCUCUAAUUUAAGGACAAUAUGAAAGGCAGUGUAAAAUCAGAGCGGGUUUUUGCCAUUCGCUGUUACCUUAACCAUCAUGCUUUGUCACUAAUGCUUAUGACCACUUUUGUGUACG